AGGCUUCGAAUCAAAUUCACAGCAUAAAAGAAGACAACAAACUGAGAAUAUUGCAAUUUAAAGCAAGUACCCUAUUGAUAUUUGCCGAAGCACAGCAAGCUAGUAACCCGCAAUUUGUAUCGAUUUCCUAAUUGCCAUUUACAAUUGUGUUUGACGACCCGGUUUAUUAUAACAGCUAGUUAGCGUAUUGAUCAGUUUUGGAGGGUUGGUAGGCAGCAGACAGCAGUCGCAAAUACGUUCUCUGAGCGAAAUUGUUAAUUGCAAUUUCCUAUCACUUGUCUAGUUUGGGAUUGGGAAGGAACAGAGUGAACUGACAACGCAAUUAACAUCACCUAACGUUCGUCAAGGGUACCAAACCAGAAUCAAUAUUUUAGUACCUGAACGAUUAUGUUUUAUUAGAUCACUCUAUAAUUGAAAUCAAAUUGUAAUCACUCAGAAGACUUUCCGAUAUUGGACCUUCAACGUAACCAUGACAAUCAAAGGACCACGAGCGCGUAGCGCAAGUGCGCCGUCCCUAGGAAUUGAUUUCAGUGUGGAAGAGUGUCAUGAUGAGAGGCCGCCGCACAUUAUACGUGUGAUAUUGCUUGGUUGUUCGGGAGUUGGAAAGUCAGCUCUAAUAGAGACAUUUGCGUCAUCAUUUUGCUCCGAGUUAAACGAAGAACUCUCAACAGACCUUAAUACAAUGUGCGAUAUUUAUGAGAGGAAGGUUAUGGUAGAUAAUGAAGAGGUCGUUAUUCAACUCAUAGACACACCGGCGUAUGAACUGAAACUGUUUGAAGAGAAUGAAGACAGUUACUUAACUGCGGGCGAUGCAUAUUUGUUGGUGUACUCAGUAACAGAUAAGAGAAGUUUUAGGAAAGCUUGUGAACUGAGAUUCAAACUUCGGCGAACGAAAGAGACGGAAACAGAUCCUAUAAUUCUUGUUGCAAAUAAAACCGACUUAGAAAGGUCACGGGAAAUUCAAUAUGAAGAGGGACGCCAUUUUGCGGCUACAUUUGACUGUAAGCUUGUGGAAACAUCUGUGCCGUUAUCGCAUAACAUUGACGACUUAUUCAUCGGCGUCAUCCGCCAGUAUCGCCUGCGCAAACACAGAUCAGAUGACCUCGACAUGAAUCAGAAUAAAGAGAGCCCACGUAAAAUGUUACAGAAACGCAGAUCGUCUCUGCUCAAGCGUGCACGAGGAAUGCUGGGAAGGUUGCUGCGCAGGAAGCACAUCAACGAGCCCGAGGGUUACAGAUCAAGAUCAAAAUCAUGUCACAUUUUAGAGGUGCUGUAAAUGUGUGGAAUUUCUGGUCUGAGUUAAUAAGAAUGAUGGACUUCAAAAACUCUAAGCAUUAUACGUAAUGUUCCAGUAUGAGCUACCAUUAAAACAAA
Molecule: messenger RNA, 1374 nt
Organism: Anneissia japonica
Lineage: Eukaryota; Metazoa; Echinodermata; Crinoidea; Comatulida; Comatulidae
Product: GTP-binding protein GEM-like
Exons: 4
Coding region: 470-1276 (268 amino acids)
Cellular component (GO): plasma membrane
Molecular function (GO): calcium channel regulator activity; GTPase activity; GTP binding
Source: RefSeq, a predicted model, not a curated record